AUGGACAGCAUGAGUACAGAAAAGAGCCAAAAUAGUAUUGUUUCAAGGAUCAAAGUUUUUGAAUCCCAAGGAACUAAUGAUACCUCAGGAUUAUCAAAAAAGCCAGAAAUUGCUCCUCGUUCAUUCACCCCAAGACCUGUUACUGCAAAGAAGCCAGUAGUUGCUCCAAAGCCAGGGGUAAGCAGAAUUUCAGGAGACUGGGAUGCAUGGACAGAAAGCAAAUCAACGCCUUGCAAGGAAUUGCAGCCUCAACCUGAAGUAGUUGGGAGCACUGUUGUAACCAAACCUGAACUGCCAAAGAAGCCAAAACCUGGCCUUGUUAAAAGUAGCAGUAGUGAUUUUCUUGAUACAAAGAGUGGAUCAGUUGCAGAGAACAGCGAUGGACAAAAGAAAUUUCCUGUUCCUGCUCCAAGGCCUCUUGUUCCUAAAAAGUCACGUUCCACAGAAAAUCCUGCCCUUUCUUUGGCAUCACUCAAACCGAUUGCUGCUCCCCCACGGGCUUCCGUGUCUGCCCAAGAAAAAGUUUUCAAGUCUCUGGGGGAAUUGUCACCUGCACCCACCUCCUCAGCAUCUGCUUUGCAAAAUAAACUAGAUGUGGAAGGAGAUCUGAUCAGUUUUGAUGAUGACGUUUUGCCCCUAAGUCCAGCAUGUGUAGUUAAAGAUAGCGUCAGUUCUGAAGCAGCAGCAGAUCCUUUUCAGUUCCUCACCAAAAGUGAACCUGCAAAGGAACAGACAGCUCAACCAGCUUUACCCCGGAAACCCACUGUGAUCCGAAUCCCAGCUAAACCCGGAAAACCUUUAAAUGAAAUCCCGCAUAGCCCUCCACCACUUCGAAUCGGGAACACCUCCGAUAUCGCAGUGGGAAAACCCAACAGUGGUGACCUAGUAAAAAAAGUGGAGUUGGAUCAUCCAGAACAGGGUGGAAUGCCUCAGCUAGAACCCGCACUACCCCCGAGGCCUGUGGAUGGAAAAAUUAUACCUGCUCGACCUCCUCCACCUAAAGGUGUUCCUGGAAGGCCACCUCCACCAAAACUCUCUGCAGCCAAGACCUCCUCCCAGAAGGAUGCUCUUUCGCGAUCUACUUCUGACAUCGCUCCUGAUAAAAAACCCAGCAAGUUCAGACUAGGACCCAAGAGAGCAAAAACUCAAGUCUUUAAAAAUCCAGAUCCAGUGUUACCUCCUAGACCUAAACCGGGUCAUCCUCUCUACAGUAAAUACAUGCUACCUGUGCCUCAUGGAGUUGCCAAGGAAGAUUGUCCUCCCAGGAACACUGGAGAACUGUCCUGUAAGGAUUCAAACCACCCUCCAAAAGUUUCUGACACAAGUGCACCUCAUGCUGUAGUCCUGCAUGAUUUUCCGGCAG
Messenger RNA from Cariama cristata (Red-legged seriema), 1363 nucleotides. RefSeq names its product SH3 domain-containing protein 19-like. Lineage: Eukaryota; Metazoa; Chordata; Aves; Cariamiformes; Cariamidae. The record is from RefSeq and is a predicted model, not a curated record.